UUUUCAAAUCCAUCUUUUCGACAUGUCUUGCAUGAUGGAUUUCACAUUGUUUAGCGAUUUCCGAGGAUUUCCUCCUUGUCCUUUGCUUCUGAUUUUUUCGACUUCCCUCCGCGUCUGUCCUCCCACACGGCGUUUAUCCUUUGCUUUUUGGUAUUUUCCCCGAAACCCCUAGAGUUUUUGCUUUCCAAAUGUUUUCUUCUUCAAUUCUUACUGUACCCUACCGUAUGUUCUACACAAAAGUCUUGUCCCCACUUUUCGUCACUUCAUCUACGUCAAUCUACGGAUCGACGGAAAGCUUUUUUCUUUUUUUUUCCAUUGAUUUAACAUUUGCUUAUCUGUUUACUUUACUUUUGUCCUUAUUGUCUUCGCUACCUUUGUCCUUGUUGUCUUCGCAUUGCAUUCCCUCUCGUUGUCAUCUUAUCUCGCCCUCCUCCUCAUCCCUCACCCAUCAUCCUCAUCAUCAUCGUCAUCCUCUUCCCAUCGUCGUCAUUUUUUCAUCAUCCAUGUCAUUGGUACGUCAAGCGUCAUGCUUCGCUCGGGCUCUGGUGUACAAAAAAAGGAGAAGAUGAAUUGAAUGAGGCAUAUCAUGUCUCGAUUUAUUGUCCUUUUCCCCCCUCCUCUUUCCUUCUCGUUUCGCCCUCCAUCUCCUUGCUUGUCCCGAUUUCCUUUUUCUCGAUUUUGCAGUGUUGGGAAGGGGGGAAUGGCAGGAGACCUUUUUUACCUUUUUUUUUUGA
Xylona heveae TC161 is the source of this 734-nucleotide messenger RNA. RefSeq lists its product as hypothetical. NCBI's taxonomy places the organism in Eukaryota, Fungi, Ascomycota, Xylonomycetes, Xylonales, Xylonaceae. The transcript has a single exon. Bases 189 to 569 code for a protein of 126 amino acids. The record is from RefSeq and is a predicted model, not a curated record.